UUUCCAAUAUUUUUUCUCCUCUAUUCUUCUCCACUGAGCGGAGAAAAAAAAAAUCAUUAUCGUCCGCGAGAUAUCUGGUGUUCUUCUCGUACUUGCGGAUUCCUCCGAAUUGUUUCUUCACAGGUUUUGGGAAAAAUCUUACGUAUUUAACAUAGUGUUUCAAAUACACAGAAUCUCGAAAUUGAUUCCGAUUUAUGAGGUCAUGAAUCUACAAUUUCCUACCUCCUGUUUUAGGCUUUGAACAGAUUAGGUUUAAUAUUUAAGUGAAUUUGCAUCAAAUUAGGGAAAUUUUCAUUGAAUCCAGUUAAGUUCUUGUUUGCAUCAACUUGUAGUGUUAUAUAGUUUAGCUACAAAUUUGCAUCAAAUUAGGGAUUUUUCAUUGAACCCAGUUAAGAUUUUUAUUUACAUCAUCGUAAUGUGUGAGCUUUGUUGUUAUUUGGUGCUUCUUGUGCCUCUUUUGCUAUUAUUCUUAAAUCUCAAUGAGAGAAGAGUUUAUUUUGCAGUUUAUUGGCGUUUCUGUUGGAUAACUUUAUUGGCGUUUCUGUUGGUUUAUUUUGCAGUUUCUUAACGCUUGGAAGUAUGGUUAGUGAGAGAAGAGUGCAUCCGGAUUGUAUAAACGCUUCAAAUCCUUAUCACGAGUGUGUCGAGUAUUGCUUUAAGAAAAUCGCUGAAGCAAAGGCCAGAUUCGAGAAGCAGAACACUGGAUUAGCUAAAGUUCACGAGCAGACGAGGGAGCCGCUCGAUGAUAAAAGAAUAGAGGAAGAUAGUUCAGAAGAAGAAGAGGAGGAAGAGGAUAACCAAGAACCUCAAGUAGAUGUAACUCAACUUACAGGGAGACAAAAGAAGUUGUUUGAGUUGAGACUUAAGAUGAAUGAAGCAAGAAAAUCCAAUCAGACGGAUGUCGGGAGUGAAAAGAAGAAAAUGGAAGCACCAACAGAGACAAAAGGAAUCUCAAAACAGAAAUGGUUGGAGGGGAGGAAGAAAAAGAUUGGGAAACUUCUUGAUGCUAAUGGUUUAGAUAUGACACAGGCUUAUAUGCUCGAUACUCAAGAAGCAGCUGAAUCAAAAUACAAAAAAUGGGAAAAGGAACCUACGCCUGCGGGUUGGGAUGUCUUUAACCAGAAGACGUUAUACAACGCAUACAAGAAACGGACAAAGAACAUUCAGGUUGAUCUGGAGGAGUAUAACAGAAUGAGAGCAGCUGAUCCAGAGUUUUACCGUGAGGCCUCAAGCUUGCAAUAUGGAAAGGCUCCAAAAACUUCGCAAGAUAAGAUAGAUAAGAUGGCAAAAGAGCUCUUAGACAGAGAGCAAAAGCGACAAGAGUUUAGCAGGAGGAGGAAGUUCCGGGAAGAGAAGGAUAUCGAUUCCAUCAACGACAGAAACGAGCAUUUCAACAAGAAAAUCGAGCGUGCGUUUGGGAAAUACACGCUGGAGAUCAAAAACAACUUGGAACGAGGAACUGCAUUACCCGACUAAGCUACUUGAGCUCACAUGUUGGAAACAAGGGAAUGGAUUUCUGGUUCGAAAGUAAACUAUGCUGUUGUCUGAUUAAUUGUCCUUAAAUUAUCCUUCUUGAGAGAACUAAAUUGUAGAAUGAACGUUUCUUUAGCCCACUUUGAAAUUCAAACAAAAUUUCUGUACCAGCUCUCGCUAGAGAGAACAAACGGUAACAAGAAAAAAGUUUUAGCUUUUUACUUUUUCUCUUUGUUUCUUUGUCAAAAAUAGAAUCAGCUGAUGUAGCCAAACUCGAGGACACACAACUUUGGUAAAAGAAAAUGUUUUGAAGAAAUCUGCUUAAAUUUA
Molecule: messenger RNA, 1803 nt
Organism: Arabidopsis thaliana (thale cress)
Lineage: Eukaryota; Viridiplantae; Streptophyta; Magnoliopsida; Brassicales; Brassicaceae
Product: GCIP-interacting family protein
Exons: 6
Coding region: 580-1476 (298 amino acids)
Cellular component (GO): nucleus
Source: RefSeq, marked reviewed